Messenger RNA from Aspergillus vadensis CBS 113365, 564 nucleotides. RefSeq lists its product as uncharacterized. Lineage: Eukaryota; Fungi; Ascomycota; Eurotiomycetes; Eurotiales; Aspergillaceae. The transcript has 2 exons. The coding region runs from base 1 to 564 and encodes 187 amino acids. Gene Ontology annotation, molecular function: ATP binding; protein kinase activity. The record is from RefSeq and is a predicted model, not a curated record. Gene Ontology annotation, biological process: protein phosphorylation.
AUGGAAUAUAUCCCCGGUUCCGAUUUGCAGAAGUUAGCGCCAUCACUUCCUGAAGAUCAGAAGAGAAAAGUGAGCAAGCGUAUCAAGGAAGUACUGAAUGAACUGCGACGUAUUCCUUCUCAGGGGGCAUUCUCUCUACUACUUACUACCCUUGAUCGGGACCCGAGCAUAUCUGGUCCCUUUGGCGACGAGGAACAGUUCAACCAAGGUAUCUUGAAAUGCCUGGGACGGAGGGAGUCGCCGCAUUAUGUCCGCUUGCUUCAUCAAGCGAUUAAAUGUACACUCCAAGGACACAGGGUUGUCUUCACCCAUGCGGAUCUCCAGCCGGAGAACGUCAUGGUUGAGGAACAGAAAGGAGUGUGGGAGGAUGGAAGUCACGAUUAUCAGAUAACGAUUAUUGAUUGGGACUUGGCUGGCUGGUACCCUGAAUACUGGGACUAUUGUAAUUCGACGGUCUACUGCCAGGCGAAACCGGAGUGGCUUGGAUUAUUCCCGGAUAUCUUUGAGGAGUAUCCGGUGGAGUAUCUUAUCAUGCGGAUAUUCUAUAUGUCGAUUUUUUAUUGA